CGCUGCUCUCUCUGUCUCUCCAUGAUGCCACAUUUCCCCGCCUGAGCCCGCAGCAGCUCCUUCAUCAAACACGGCUCAGUCAAUGUAAACACAAAACGUGGUGUCUUUUCUACAUAUAUGCAUCAAAACCUAUCGGCGCCAGCUUCUCGGAUCCUUCUAAGCUUUUAUAAAAAUCGGUCCAAAGCACAGAGACCGGCGUUUGGCUGAGAGGCAGAACCUGUUUCUCUUAAUCUGUUCCCUGUUGCUUGGUCACUAUGGCAACUGAAGAGAAGAAGCCAGAAACUGAAGCGACUAAAACACAGGCGUCCUCUGCUGCGUCCGCCAGCCAGAGCAAGUCAGCACCUGUGAAGCCCAACUACACCUUGAAGUUCACAUUAGCUGGCCAUACGAAAGCAGUUUCAUCUGUCAAGUUCAGCCCAAGUGGAGAAUGGCUUGCCAGCUCGUCUGCUGACAAGCUUAUCAAAAUAUGGGGAGCAUAUGAUGGAAAGUUUGAGAAGACAAUAUCUGGGCACAAACUUGGUAUUUCGGAUGUGGCCUGGUCCUCUGACUCCAACCUCCUUGUCUCUGCAUCCGACGACAAAACCCUGAAGAUAUGGGAUGUGAGCUCUGGAAAAUGUCUGAAAACCUUAAAGGGCCACAGCAACUAUGUGUUCUGCUGUAACUUCAACCCCCAGUCCAAUCUCAUAGUAUCUGGAUCAUUUGAUGAGAGUGUUCGAAUAUGGGAUGUUAAGACAGGGAAGUGUCUGAAGACUUUGCCAGCCCAUUCUGACCCUGUCUCCGCAGUCCAUUUUAACAGAGAUGGGUCUUUGAUUGUUUCAAGCAGCUACGAUGGACUUUGCCGUAUUUGGGACACAGCAUCAGGCCAGUGCCUUAAAACUCUCAUUGAUGAUGACAACCCUCCUGUGUCCUUUGUGAAGUUUUCCCCCAACGGCAAAUACAUUCUGGCUGCCACACUGGAUAAUACCCUGAAGCUUUGGGAUUACAGCAAAGGAAAGUGCUUGAAAACGUACACCGGUCAUAAAAAUGAGAAGUACUGCAUAUUUGCCAAUUUCUCAGUCACAGGUGGAAAGUGGAUUGUCUCUGGCUCAGAAGACAACAUGGUUUACAUCUGGAACUUGCAGACCAAGGAGAUUGUACAGAAACUACAGGGUCACACAGAUGUGGUGAUCUCAACUGCCUGCCAUCCCACAGAAAACAUCAUUGCAUCAGCAGCACUAGAAAACGACAAGACCAUCAAACUGUGGAAAAGUGACUGCUAAGCUAGAAUAUAUGCUUGAGCAGGCUUAUUUUAUUAUUGUAUUUUUUGUUGUUUCUUUUUUUUUUAAUUUUGUACUUUUCAUUUUUGGGGGAAGAAGGACUUUUAUCAUCAAAAAGAUGACGCCGGGCUGUAUGAGCUGGUGAAAGCUUGAUGUUGGUCAGCAAGAAGGAUGGAUGAUGGUAUAAGCACAUGUCCAGAGCACCCAACACACCAUUCCUGUUAACUGUCUCUGUGCACUAAAGCAGUUUCCACUCUCUUUGUUUCUUGCUGCCUUACCCCAGCAUGAGCUGGAUGACUCCUUUUUCACCAAUUAAACCCUCAAAGCUCCCACUUGUAUGUACUCUGGCAAACCUUUUAAACUUUGGUUGCUUAGAUCUAGGCAGCUUUGCCUGGACAACCCACUGCUCUGUUAGCCUAGGACAGCCUUUUCACUCGUUUUGUAGAAUGACACUAGUCUUGUGUUGAUUUUGUACAUUAACUUCAGCCAGAAGUGAGCCUUGGGUGCGUAUUUAGUGGUCAUCUGUCUGCCUCCUUUUUUUUGUUUGUUUGUUGUGCGGCUGAACAAAACCUAUUUUUAGGAGGGACAUUAUUACAUCCACUACACAAUUGGAUCUCAUCUGGUCUAAGGUGAAAUAUAACGCGGUAACCGGCUUUACUGCUACCUGUCUCUCCUUAAAUGUUAGACACCAGUGGUGAGAGAAGGUGUUCAGAGUUUUGCAUUCAGUCAGUUAAAUCAUUCUUUAUGACCGUAUCCAAUGUAUGAAAGGUGCCAAUAAUGAAUGGCUGAGACAGUGCUGUGUGUAUUUCUGUACAGCAUCCACAAACAUAUACACAACUGACAGUUUGUUCCACCGUAGUUGCAGCUGGACGUUUUUAUGGUUACUGUCUUGUAUGGUUUGUCAUGAGUUUUGAUAUCUAGUGAAAAAAAGUUGUUUUGUCUUUGCUUCGGAGGAUUUUGUACUUGUAUAGUUAAUAUUGCACAAGCCAAAAUUAGAAAGGACUAAGAUUUACAGCAUUGAGCAGUUUAUCUCCAGCACACUGGCUUUAUUUUGAAAUAACAUUAGUUUCUGGAGCUACAUUUGUUCUUUUAAAAAGGUCAGAAACUAAUUGUGGCUGAGUCAUAAUGUCCUGAAAUUCUUGUUUUUGUGCUUUCAAACAAAAUAUAGUGAGCUUUGGAGAUUGACCAGCAUUCAGUAGCAGAUAAAACCAUAUGCUAAAUCUGUGACAGGUACCAAACACUGCAUUUUUAAGAAUUUAGACAUGCAGCUUGCAAAUACAAAUGAUUAUUUUGCUAGUUUUGUUAUUAAAACUGAAGCCCGCAAGCAACUACAAUUAGUCAAAUUGUUGAGGAAUGUUACGAAGUAAUUAAAGGGGAAUUCUGCCAAGUUUUCAACAUUUCUGCAUAAUUUAAACUUUGAGAUUUAUCAUUUAGAGUGAUUUGAUGUGAAAUGGUUCAUUGUAGAUAAGCUAACUAAUUUCCCUACAGUAGAUGUGAUAGUAACCAGGGGACCCAGUGCUUACACAAAUAUAGCCAUCUUAUUUACUCUCCAGGAUGACCAGUUAACUUGCACUUGAAUUGUGUAUCGCUGUUGUUGUAAUAAAACCUUGUAUCUCCAGAACGGUAACUUUACAGGAGAAGGGAAGACAUACUUCACUUUCAUUGCAAGUCAGUGGAUCUAGACUUCUUCAAAGUCAUUUUGGGCCAUUUCUUUUGGUCCAUUCAUCAUGAAGUUUUGACACAACGUAUAGGGCAGCAGGAAUUCUCACAUUGUCAAAAACUUAAAAUUGACAGAAAUGGAGAUAUGAGGUUUUUGUCCAGACAGUAGCGAUAUGUAAUAUUGAUGGUGAAAUGGUGGUAAAUUUGAAAAAUGUUUACUUUGGGUACUAUUUUGCCUCACAACAGCCUGGAUGUGCCUCUCUGUUAUCAAUGCAUUAAAAUAUGUUUUUGGUUAAAACUUAAUUUUGGGAAAAUUGGAAACUAAAACCUUUUUGUGUGAGGGAGCUUUUAGAGGCAUUAAAUGCGUCGGAUGUUUUGAACAGCUGUGACACGUUUGUGUAGAACAAAGCAUUUCACGUCAAACCAGUGUACAUGGCAGGGGUUGAAUUUUGAUAAAUUGGUGGGAUUCCUCUUUAACAUGCACACAUUCAGCUUAACCUGACUCACAAACAUAAUUCAAGCGAAUGAUCUUUGAACAGUACGCUCCCUCUGAAGGCAGGAAGGCACCGUCCCUCUGGUUGAUAAUAAAAGGAUUUAUAUGCAAAGUUUGCCACUCAGUAUAAAGUCCACAGUAAGGCUUAUGUAGCUAUAUUUACUAUGGUUCUAUGUGACAACACAGGCUGGGGUCUAUGAAACCUACAUUAUCUGUAAAUACUUGCAGCUUCUCUGUUUAACGGUCUCUCUCUCUCUGUCCGGAGGUCUUAACUGUGUCUUCAGUAGCUGGUACAGUGCUCGUGUAUGAGUAUUUUAUUUCCCUGCUUAAUGAAGUCCAGGGUUUGUAUUAAUCCAGCCCCCCGCACUUACUUUCUCUGUUUCUCUCCAUCCCACUUUGUAUUUUCUUUAGUUUCAGUGCACUGCGGUGAUAAAAAAGGGCUGCAUGGAAAAACUGCAUAUGUAUUGCAUUUAGUCACUCUGGACUUAACCUGUGACUCAAUAAAAGUUUUUUUUUCUUUUUAAAGUGACCUGUACCAACGUAGGUCCAUUUUGUAAACUUUAUCAUGAAGGUUGUAUCGGCCGCAGGGGGCUCUGGAUUACUGUUUUGUUACCAAAUCUAAAAAUGGAAAUGUACGUAAUAAAUAUAAAGAAGUGGG
This is a messenger RNA of Pygocentrus nattereri (red-bellied piranha), 4066 nucleotides long. RefSeq names its product WD repeat domain 5 (gene wdr5). The coding region runs from base 255 to 1259 and encodes 334 amino acids. The transcript has 14 exons. Gene Ontology annotation, cellular component: Set1C/COMPASS complex. Lineage: Eukaryota; Metazoa; Chordata; Actinopteri; Characiformes; Serrasalmidae. Gene Ontology annotation, molecular function: histone binding. The record is from RefSeq and is a predicted model, not a curated record.